Suhomyces tanzawaensis NRRL Y-17324 is the source of this 2964-nucleotide messenger RNA. RefSeq names its product Kel1p (gene KEL1). The record is from RefSeq and is a predicted model, not a curated record. Gene Ontology annotation, molecular function: protein binding. Lineage: Eukaryota; Fungi; Ascomycota; Pichiomycetes; Serinales; Debaryomycetaceae. The coding region runs from base 1 to 2964 and encodes 987 amino acids. The transcript has a single exon.
AUGCCCAUCAGAAGAGGAGAUUCGCUCAGAGAGGACUUCGUGGCUGUGCCCUCCACCCAGGCGCUGGUGCACGUUCCCGAACCACCAGUGCAACCCACCAAGGUGGUGCCCAAAAUCACCGUCAAUACCCCCUGGAAACGCUACAAGUUGUUCAACUCCCCGUUCCCCCGUUACAGACAUGCAGCCUCCAGCAUCACCAGCGAGAAGAACGAGAUUUUCUUGAUGGGAGGCCUCAAGGAGGGCUCCGUGUUCGGCGACACCUGGAAGAUCUUGCCUGAGGAAAGCCCUUCAGGAGAGGUGGUGGGAUACUCGGCCAAAAAUAUCGACAUUGCCAACUUGAACAACCCUCCCGCUAGAGUCGGCCACUCGGCCGUGUUGUGCGGUAACGCCUUCAUAAUCUACGGUGGUGACACCGUUGACACCGACUUCAACGGAUUUCCCGACAACAACUUCUACUUGUUCAACAUCAACAACUCCAAAUACACCAUUCCCGGCCACAUCUUGAACAAGCCCAAUGGAAGAUACGGACACACCGUGGGCGUGAUUUCCGUGAACGACAAGUCCUCCAGACUCUACUUGUUUGGUGGCCAGUUGGAGAACGACGUGUUUAGUGACUUGUACUACUUCGAAUUGAACACCUUCAAGUCUCCCAAGGCCAGAUGGGAGUUGGUGGAGCCAUUGAACAACUUCAAGCCCCCUCCAUUAACCAACCACUCCAUGUCUGUCUACAAGACCAAGAUCUACGUUUUUGGUGGUGUUUACAACAACGAGAGAGUUUCUAACGAUCUUUGGAGUUACGAUGCCUUGGUAAACAAGUGGACUCAAAUCCCCACUUCGGGAGCUGUUCCACAGCCUGUCAAUGAGCACUCGGCUUGCGUCGUCAACGACAAGUUGUACAUCUAUGGUGGUAACGAUUUCAGCGGUAUCAUCUACAAUACCUUGUAUGUUUUGGAUUUGCACACCUUUGUCUGGUCCAAGUUAUCCGAUGGUGAAUUGGACGGCCCUGGCCCCAGAUGUGGCCACUCCAUGACCUACUUGCCAAAGUUUGACAAAUUUGUCAUCAUGGGUGGUGACAAGAACGACUACAUCAAUGAUGAUCCAAACAACUUCGAAACCUACGAAGAGUACAACGGAGAGGAGAUCGGCACCAUGAUCUACGAGUUGGAUUUGUCAGUUCUCGACCAAUUUGUCACCAACGAGGUUGCUGAGCCUGUCGUGAAACAGGCCCCUCCAAAGAAGAUUGCUGCUAGUGCAGCUCCUGCUAAACCAGAUGGUCCUUCAUCUGCCCUUAGACAAAGCUACGAGCGCCACGCUCGUAGCUUUUCGGCUGGGCCUGAAGAUUUCAGAACUCCUGAACCCUCUCCAAGCAGAGCUUUAGCCUUGAGGGAUGACAAGUUCGUGAAUGUUCCUGAAACCACCGAAAACUCGUACACGGCAGCUAGCUUGGAUCCUCACGCUGACCAAAACCUUGACUCAUACAACAACGGUGACGUUCAUGUCGAGGAUUACCAAACAGAGACCUAUGCUUCUCCAACUAGAGAACCAACCAUCAAGGAGACCAGUUCAGUAUCCAGACAACCCACAGUAUCUAGAGACCAAGGAACUAGAGGUAUCGUGAGUGAGGACACCGCCGUUACCAGGGAUGCCUACAACAAUGGCCAUUCCGAAGACGUGAAGAAGAUUAUUGCUGAGUUGAACAACGAGCUUAAUGAAUUGAAGGCUUCCACCAAGCAACAAAUGCAAAAUGCUACUGAAAGAAUCAACACUUUGGAGCAAGAAAAUAAAUCUCUUAAGGACAGCCAUUCGAACGACUCUGGCAGUUACGAAAAGAGAUUGCAAGAAAAGGAUUUGUUAAUCAACGAAUUAAGGGGUGCCCUCGAUCCUAAUGCUUUGGUCAUUGAUCCUGCAGCUGAAUCUUCCGCUCGCUCUGGUCCAGGGUCGCUCUCUGAGUUAUCCAAGUACAAGUUAGACAGAUUGGAAUUAAGCAACAAAUUGCUUUACUUGGAACAGGAAAAUACCAGACUCAAUGAGAGACUUGUCAGAUUCGAGCCUUUCAUGAACAACCAAAUUGGAGGAUUGACAAAGUUCCAAAAGAUUAUCAAGGUCCAAGAGGAGAAGAUCCACAAGUUAUCCCAACAAGUGAAGGACGAAAUGGUGUUACACAAGGAAAUCAACGAAUGGAAGGCCAAGCAUGAAAACUUGGAAUUAGAGUUCGAGAACUACAAGAGCAUUUACUACGAUGAGCCUGUUUCUGACGAGGAAGAUGAACCUGAAAUUGAUGACCCUCAAAACAACAGAUCUAUUUUGAGUAGCGCAACCAGAAGAUCCAAGAAGGACAUCUCAUCCCACUUGGAGAACUUGGUUACCUUGUGGAACGUGAAGACUACCGAAAGCACUAGGGAUGUUGCCAGUGAGCACGAGCUUCCUGCUAACAACCAAUUCGUGGGUAAGUUGCAAAACCAAAUUGAUGAUCUCUUGAGAAUUGGCAAGCAAAACGAAGCCAAGUCUCAAGAAGAGAUUGCAAGAUUGAAGUCUGACUUGGGCGAGAAAUUGAACAGCUUGAAGACUUUCGAAGAGAACUACAGGGAUGCUAUCCAGUCCGUCAACAAUACCAGUAAGGCUUUGAAGAUGAACGAAGACGAAAUCAGAAACCAAAGGGUUUUGAUUGAAAAGUUGACUAAGGAAAACAACGAACUCAACUUGUUCAAGAAGGCAAGCAAGAGACACAGUUCUAGACAGCCAACGCCAUUGGCACAAGGCCAACACAUCCGAGACUCUUCUAUUCCAGAGGAGGAUGACCAGGACCACGACAUCGACGAAGCCAGUGCUAUCAACCACGCUCACUUCAACAUGAAGAUCCAAGACUUGGAGGCCGAUUUGUACAUUUUGAAACAAGAGAGAGACCAAUUGAAGGACAACGUGACAUCGUUGCAGAAGCAAUUGUAUUUUCAGUCCAACAAUUGA